Messenger RNA from Oncorhynchus kisutch (coho salmon), 9563 nucleotides. RefSeq names its product nischarin (gene nisch). NCBI's taxonomy places the organism in Eukaryota, Metazoa, Chordata, Actinopteri, Salmoniformes, Salmonidae. Gene Ontology annotation, cellular component: cytoplasm. The coding region runs from base 320 to 5311 and encodes 1663 amino acids. The record is from RefSeq and is a predicted model, not a curated record. Gene Ontology annotation, molecular function: phosphatidylinositol binding; integrin binding. The transcript is spliced from 21 exons.
AUCUAUUCUUUACGCAGCAUUGGGCUGAGUACUAAAAUCAUGUACUGGUACCAAGACAGCCAGUCAGGUCAAAGAUUUAGAAGUAGGCUAUUAGGGAAAGGACAACGCCUCUAGAUCUGUUUAGCGAACGGUCUCUCCUUUUUGGCUUUGAAUAGUUUUCCGGGAUUUAACCAGACCGCAGCUGUCUGUCACAACAAAGAUGGAGGAGAACGCUAGCUAGAUAGCACUGUACAUCCACCGAGGACCUUAAAGCUAAAACAACAUUGGACCAGUUUCUCUACUGAUUAUAUAUAUAUUUUUUGAUAUCGUGAUUUUCAAGAUGGAUACUGCCGUAUUUCCCGAGGAUGUCGUUGUAAAAAAGGUUUCCAUCGUUGGAUCGGAGCUCGUAGAGAAUUACACUGUGUACGUCAUUGAGGUGAAAGUAAGGGAUCACAGAUGGACCAUAAAGCAUCGCUACAGUGAUUUCCAUGACUUGCAUGAGAAACUGACAGCUGAGAAGAAGAUAGAGAAACAUUUACUGCCGCCUAAGAAGAUGAUCGGUAAAAACUCCAAAAGCCUGGUAGAGAAACGUCAGAAGGAACUGGAAGUCUACCUACAAACACUGCUGGUCAGAUUCCCUACAGCUGCCCCUAAAGUCCUCUCCUACUUUCUGCACUUCCACCAAUAUGAAAUGAAUGGAAUCACAGCCGCUCUGGCAGAGGAGUUGUUCCACAAGGGAGAGCAGUUGCUGGUGGCUGGUGAGGUGUUCACAUUGUGUCCCCUCCAGCUGUAUGCCAUCACUCAGCAGCUGAAGCUGGCCAAGCCUACCUGCUCUAAUGGUGAUGCCAAGGCAGACCUGGGACACAUCCUGGACUUCACCUGCAGACUCAAAUACCUCAAGAUCACAGGCACCAGAGGAGAGGUGGGGACCAGUAACAUCCAGGAAGACAGCCUCACGUUUGACCUUUCAGUCUUUAAAGCUCUCCUACAGAUAGAGAUAAGUGACUGUAACUCGGCCCAGAUCAUGGGACUGCCUUCUCUGAAACCCUGUCUGGUCACGCUGAAUGUCCACCACUCUGCAGCAUCCAUGAUGGAUGUGCUGGUUCCGGAGGCAUGCGUGUCCCCUCAGUGGGUCGCAGAGGGAACACUUACAGACCGGCCCGUCGCCACCAUCAUCCCUACCUGGAAGACUCUCACCACCCUGGACAUGAGCCACAACCACAUAGUCUGCAUAGACAACUCAGUGAAAUUGAUACCAAAAGUCGAAUUCUUAGAUCUUAGUUCCAACGAGCUCUCUAUGGUGGAAAACCUUCAGCACCUGUACAAUCUGAUCCACCUGGACCUUUCUUACAACAUUCUGACAGUGUUAGAAGGGGCCCACACCAAACUGGGUAACAUCAAGACCCUCAACCUGGCAGGCAACCAGCUCGACAGCCUCGCAGGCCUCACUAAACUAUACUCUCUGGUUAACCUGGACCUCAGCUCCAACAAACUGGGACAGCUUGAGGAGAUCAGGUACAUAGGAAUGCUGCCCUGCCUGGAGAGGCUGGUCCUGUCUAACAACCCCAUGUGUAUCAUCCCUGACUACAGAACCAAGGUGCUGGCUCAGUUCUGGGACCGCGCCUCAGAGGUAUGCUUGGACAGCACUGCGCCGACAGAGAAAGAGCUGGACACUGUGGAGGUGUUGAAAGCUAUUCAGAAAGCCAAAGAAUCUAAAGACCGAAUGGCCAACAGCCAUGAAAAGAAGAUCAGUGAGGACUCCAGGCUGUCUGGUGGUGGAUCUUCCAUCUCCCCCUCUGUCGCUGCCGCCUCUUCCUCCUCUUCCUCUCUCCUCUCCUCAGCCCUAGCCCCAGCCUGCUCCAGCCAAGAAUUGAUAUGUAAAGAAGAAGGCUUUGUUACCCCUACAAUAUUGACUCCUGUGGAUUUUAUUGCACUUGAUACCCAGCGAUGCUAUGAUGAUGUAAACACACUGCCUUGUGAGGAACAACUACAGGUUACCAGCCACCAACCUGAUGAUUCUAGUUCUUUUGAACGCUCCAGUACCCAACAGAACCAGAACAGUAGCUGCUGCUGCUGUGUGGAGGACAGAGAGGAGCGAUACACAUGGAGCAGCACUAACCUGAGGACCCCUGUGCUCCCCCUCCACCUCCCCUCCACCUCCUCCUGUCCGUCCUUCACCUCUCUGCUGUCUGCCCACAUCACCAGAGCCCUGGGAGAGGAGAACAGGAGGUCCAGCAGACUCCGAGAUGUCCCCAGCCAGGAAGAGACUGAUCUGGGCAGCCCCAGCCCCAGUCCCUCCUCUGGAGAUGGAUACUUUGAGAUGGGUCUGGGGGAGGGAAAGGAGAGGGAGGGAGAGGAGGAGGGGUCCCUGACUGACCCGGUAGAGGGAGAGAACCAGGCCCCAGAGACGGAGGUGUUACGUGUGACCAAAGUCAUGUGGUGCCACUGCAUCAGGGUUGAUGAUGUGGUGGAGCAGAGGUCGGUGUGUGUGGUGCUAACAAACAGUCUACUGGGGCUGUUCCACUGUCCUCGUCACCCCUCCACAGCCCCAACCCAUCAACCCCAGAGCCAGCCUCACGACCUUGGCUCAGUCACAGUCCAGACCCAGGGCCUAACCCUACAAACUCUAGUAGAUAACCUGGAGCCGGACCUCGUCCUUCCCUACGACCAGCUAGACUCUCUCCUCUUCUACAUCCCAGACACUUGCCUUUCCCUGAGGGUGAGGUCCUCUGAUGUCCACUGGUACCUCUUCUCAGACCCCGAGGGUUUAAAAGAGACCCACUCCCUGCUCUGCUCCCUGGCCCAGCUCCCCUCCUCCCCGUCAGGAGGACCCUCCACCCCACAGCAGCUCCUCCACCUGCUCUUCACCUCCUGGGAGAUGGAAGAGAACCAGAGCUGUGUGAAAGGAGGUUAUGCAGCACAUCUAGUGGAGACUGCCAUGUUGUCGUCCCAGACCAGCCAGCGGACAACCUCUUCAACAAACCCAACUCUCACGCCAACGAAGACCUCUACUAACCCAGAUACCUUCACCCUCCAAACUCUAACCAAUCCCCUUCUCUCUGACAUCCUGUCCCACGUAGUUACAGGAGGGGACAGAGACUCCUCCUGCUGUGUCCCCUGUGUCCUGUUCUUGACCCAGCGCCAUCUCUGUGUGCUGAAGGUGGACUUCAAAGCUCUGGCCCGGGGAACCACCGGAGAUGAACCGUCAGACGACCACAACCAGAGGCUCCGCUCCUGCUCCAGGCUCAGCCGCAUCCCCCUGGCCUCCGUGCUGCCCCACCCAAGGCCGAGUGCCCUGUAUGGGGCUGGUGCUGGGUCUAUCCCUGCCUACUCUCCCAGCUGCCCCUUGCACCACCACUCCCCCAGAGACAGCCGUGUCCUGGAGCUCCUAGUGGGACAGGAGAGGGUCACAGCGGUGUUCCCGUUGCCUCACGACAUGCUCCGUUUCCAGAAACAGUUCACCCUGCUGCGCUCCAGCCUCAGGGACAUCAAGACUGUGGCUUUCCUGCAGGGUGGGAACGAACAUAGCCACAGUGACGGGGACAGUCCCAGGACGAUAAACAUACACACGCCCACUCCCAAUGAGACCAAGAGCACAGACAGACUGCAGGUUAACAGCCCUCGAGGUGCUCAGCGUCCUCGGCCAUCCCUGUCCCUGUCCUACCCAACAGACAUCCUGGUGGAGAAGCUGACUGGAGACAAUCAGGUCCCAUCCCACCUGUCCCUGUCCCCAGCCCUGUCCCUCGUCUCUGGGCUUAGGGGACACCAGCUGCUGGGGUUCUUCCACACAAACAUUGCAGAGGAAGAGAAGGAAGAGCUGCAUCACAUCCUGUGGUCAUCUGUGGUUUUUUAUAAGUCACCUGACGUCGAGGCCACUUCCUGUAUCAUGCUCUCUACUAAAGCCCUCUACUUCCUGCUGGAUGACUCCGCCUCCACGCUCAAUGACCAAUCACUACUGUGGGACUGGAGCCACUGUGACCAUCGGGACCCAGAGCUGAUCAUGUCUUACUGUUUCACCAUCAACCUCCACGACCUCCACUCUGUCAACGUGGGCCUGUUCGACCAGUACUUCAGGGUGGUGGGACCGUCAGCGGACCACAUCAUCUGCUGUCUGACGAGGGACAGUUACGGGACACACCGCUUCCUGCAGCAGCUGAUGACGGUCCUCUCUCUACAGGACAAACUACCCUCUCCUGAACCCUCCGAACAAGACUUCUACACACAGUUUGGAAAUAAAUCUACAGGUAAGAUGGGGAACUAUGAACUGGUCCACUCUAGCAGGGUAAAGUUCAUCUACCCCAGCGAAGAAGAGAUUGGAGACCUGACCUUUAUUGUAGCCGAGAGGAAAGGUCCUUCUGGGGCAUCCAGCUGUAAUAUCCUGCUCUACGUACUGGUCUUCCAGGUGCAGACCCAGGGGCUAGGCUUCUCCCAGACCCAGGGGCUAGGCUUCUCCCAGACCCAGGGGCUAGGCUUCUCCCAGACCCAGGGGCUAGGCUUCUCCCAGACCCAGGGGCUAGGCUUCUCCCAGACCCAGGGGCUAGGCUUCUCCCAGACCCAGGGGCUAGGCUUCUCCCAGACCCAGGGGCUAGGCUUCUCCCAGACCCAGGGGCUAGGCUUCUCCCAGACCCAGGGGCUAGGCUUCUCCCAGACCCAGGGGCUAGGCUUCUCCCAGACCCAGGGGCUAGGUUUCUCCCAGGCCCCAGCUGCAGACAGACAGACUUCGACUGGGGGUCUGCAGGGGGAUAGAAAGUCUCACCUCCACCCCCAGAGCCCGGUCUCUGCUAGCCAGCCCCGUCUUCACCCCUACCCCCAGGCUCCAGGCCCAGCCCCCUCCACCAGGCCCCAUAUCCCCCAACAGAGCCUGCCUCCCCAGGCUCCCUCCACCCCCAGGCCUGUCCUCCAUCCUAAGACUCUGAUCCUAACCAGCACAGACGUUUUCCUGUUGGAUGAGGAUUAUAUCAGCUACCCGCUGCCGGACUUUGCCAAGGAGCCCCCUCCCCGAGACAAGUACCAACUGACCGACGCUCGACGAAUAAGAGACCUGGAUAGAGUCCUCAUGGGUUACCAGACGUACCCGCAGGCGCUGACGUUAGUCUUCGACGAUGUCCCUGGGCCAGACCUCCUCUGUCAGCUUACCAUGGACCACUUUGGAGAAGAGGAGGUGGGAGGAGGAGGAGGGGAGAAGGGGAGGAGAUGUGGCAGAACAGAGAGCGAGGUACUGUGGUGUAUCUAUGUCCCCGGCGCAGACAGCAGGGAGAGGCUGAUAUGUCUGUUAGCAAGACAGUGGGAAGUGCUGUGUAGUAGGGAGCUGCCUGUAGAACUCACUGGCUAACUAGCUGGUUAUUCUGCCUGUAGAAGUCACUGGCUGACUGGCUGGUUCUUCUGCCGGUAGAAGUCACUGGCUGACUGGCUGGUUCUUCUGCCGGUAGAAGUCACUGGUUGGCUGACUGGUUCUUCUGCCUGUAGAACUAACUGGCUGACUGACUGGUUCUUCUGCCUGUAGAACUAACUGGCUGACUGGUUCUUCUGCCUGUAGAACUAACUGGCUGACUGGUUCUUCUGCCAGUAGAACUCACUGGCUGACUGACUGGUUCUUCUGCCAGUAGAACUCACUGGCUGACUGACUGGUUCUUCUGCCGGUAGAAGUCACUGGUUGGCUGACUGGUUCCUCUGCCUGUAGAACUAACUGGCUGACUGACUGGUUCUUCUGCCAGUAGAACUCACUGGCUGACUGACUGGUUCUUCUGCCGGUAGGACUCACUGGCUGACUGACUGGUUCUUCUGCCGGUAGAACUCACUGGCUGGCUGGCUGGUUCUUCUGCCGGUAGAAGUCACUGGUUGGCUGACUGGUUCUUCUGCCGGUAGAAGUCACUGGUUGGCUGACUGGUUCUUCUGCCAGGAGAAGUCACUGGUUGGCUGACUGGUUCUUCUGCCAGUAGAAGUCACUGGUUGGCUGACUGGUUCUUCUGCCUGUAGAAGUCACUGGUUGGCUGACUGGUUCCUCUGCCUGUAGAACUAACUGGUUGGCUGACUGGUUCUUCUGCCAGUAGAACUCACUGGCUGACUGGCUGGUUCUUCUGCCAGUAGAACUCACUGGCUGGUUCUUCUGCCAGUAGAACUAACUGGCUGGUUCUUCUGCCAGUAGAACUCACUGGCUGGUUCUUCUGCCUGUAGAACUAACUGGCUGGUUCCUCUGCCUGUAGAACUAACUGGCUGCCUGACUGGUUCUUCUUCCAGGAGGUUUUAAAGCAUGGCUCUACGCUGACCUUUUUUACUAGGAGCAUGUGUGCACCUGUUGAAAAAUGUUGGCGCACACAAAGUAAUUUAGGAGCACAAUUAAAAAAUAUUUGAGAUAUUAAAGCUAGAAUCACACAGCUAAAUAUUUAGACACAUAUACGAGUAGAAUGGUGGCACUGUUGAGCCCUGAAAAGAUGGCGGCUUUCAAACCAAUGUUCACAGGCUGACGGAUGGACUACGUUACCAUAACCUGCCUUCACAGGCUGACGGAUGGACUACGUUACCAUAACCUGCCUUCACAGGCUGACGGAUGGACUACGUUACCAUAACCUGCCUUCACAGGCUGACGGAUGGACUACGUUACCAUAACCCGCCUUCACAGGCCGGUGGAUAGACUACGUUACCAUAACCCGCCUUCACAGGCUGUCGGAUGGACUACGUUACCAUAACCCGCCUUCACAGGCUGGUGGAUGGACUACGUUACCAUAACCCGCCUUCACAGGCUGGUGGAUGGACUAUGUUACCAUAACCCGCCUUCACAGGCUGACGGAUGGACUAUGUUACCAUAACCUGCCUUCACAGGCUGGUGGAUGGUCUAACCAAACAAGACACAAGGGACAAACAGGGAAUCAAAUCCCCCAAAGAUUCCUCUUCUUCUCCUCCUUCCCCUCUUCCUCCCCUGUUUCUCCUCUUCUCAAAGAGAAGUUCUGUGAUGUUUCUUAUCGUUUAUAAUCCAAAUGCAUCCUGGGAAUUUGUACAGUCCACACAAGUGUGAUAUUUAUUUAUCUUUGUACAUAGCUCCGCCCCCAACCCAUAGCUCCGCCCCCAACCCAUAGUCGCUGAAGUACAUUUAUCAUGGAAUGAUACCAAUCUUAAAUAUUAUUAUUAUUAUUAUUAUUAUUUUUUUAAAUAUGAAAGUGUUAUUAUUGCUGGCCAUUUGUUUGUCUUUUUUCUUUACUCCCCCAUGGCACCUUAACGCCUAUACACUUAUACAAAACAUUAGGAACACCGUCCUAAUAUUGAGUUGCACCCCAUUGAGUUGCCCUCAGAACAGCCUCAAUUCGUCGGGGCGGGGACUCUACAAGGUAUUGAAAGCGUAACACAGGGAUGCUGGUCCAUGUUGACUCCAGUGCUUCCCACAGUUGUGUCAAGUUGGCUGGAUGUCCUUUAGGUGGUGGACCAUUCUUGAUACACAGCGUUGCAGUUCUUGACACAAACCAGUGCGUCUGGCACCGUACACCAUUCAAAAGGCACUUACAUAGUCAUACCCCUUCACUGAUUUCACAUUUUGUUAUGUUACAGCCUGAACUCCAAAUGGAUUAAAUAUAAAACAUUUCUCACCCAUCUACACACAAGACCCCAUAAUGACAUCACAAUACCCCAUAAUGACAUCACAAUACCCCAUAAUGACAUCACAAUACCCCAUAAUGACAUCACAAUACCCCAUAAUGACAUCACAAUAACCCAUAAUGACAUCACAAUAACCCAUAAUGACAUCACAAUAACCCAUAAUGACAUCACAAUACCCCAUAAUGACAUCACAAUACCCCAUAAUGACAAAGCUAAAAAAUAUAUGUUUUUAGAAUUGUUAGCAAAUUGAAUAAAUAUGAAAUACAGAAAUAUCUAAUUUACAUAAGUAUUACAUAAGAGUUAAUACAUGUUAGAAUUACCUUUGGGAGCGAUUACAUCUGAGUCUUUCUGGGUAAAUCUCCCAAGAGCUUUCCACACCUGGAUUGUGCAACAUUUUCCCAUUUAAUCUUUUCAAAUUGGUUGUUGAUCAUUGCUAGACAACCAUUUUCAGGUGUUGCCAUACAUUUUCAAGUAGAUUUAAGUCAAAACAGUAUCUCGGUUUCUCAGGAACAUUCACUGUCUUCUCGGUAAAGCAACUCCAGUGUAUAUUUGGCCUUGUGUUUUAGGUUAUUGUCCUGCUGAAAGGUAAAUUAAUCUCCCAGUGUCUGGUGGAAAGCAGACUGAACCAUGAUUCCUGUAGGAUUUCACCUGUACUUAGCUCCAUUUCAUUUAUUUUUUAUCCUGAAACUUGCCAGUCCUUAACGAUUACAAGCAUACCCAUAACAUGAUGCAGUGGUACUCAGUAAUGUGUUGUAUUGGAUUUGUCCCAAACACAACACUUUUGUAUUCAGGAUAAAAAGUGAAUUGCUUUGCCACAUUUGUUGCAGUAUUACUUUAGUGCCUUGUUGCAAACAGGAUGCAUGUAUAUAAUAUUUUUUAUUCUGUACAGGCUUUCUUCUUUUCACUCUGUCAUUUAGGUUAGUAUUGUGGAGUAACUACAAUGUUGUUGAUCCAUCCUCAAUUUCCUCCUAUCACAGCAUUUAAACUCUGUAACUGUUUUAAAGUCACCAUUGGCCUCAUGGUGUAAUGAAUUACUUCACCAGGCUCAAAGGGAUAUUCAAUGUCGACUUUAUAUAUUUUUACCCAUCUACCAAUAGGGGCCCUUCUUUCUGAGGCAUUGGAAAACCUCCCUGGUCUUUAUGGUUGAACCUGUUUGAAAUUCACUGCUCGACCUUACAGAUAAUUGAAUGUGUGGGGUACAGAGAUGAGGUAGUCAUUAAAAAAUCAUGUUAAACACUAUUGCACAGAGUGAGUCCAUGCAGCUUAUUAAGCACAUUUAGGCUCCUUACCAUACCAAAGUGGUUGAAUAAUUAUUGACUCAAGACAUUUCAGCUCUUCAUUUUUAAUUAAUUUGUAAACAUUUCUAAAAACAUGAUCACUUUCACAUUAUGGGGUAUUGUGUGUAGGCCAGUGAUGACAAUCUAAAUGUUAUCCAUUUUUAAAUUCAGGCUGUAACACAACAAAACGUGGGAAAAGUCCAGCAGAGUGAAGACUUUCUGAAAGCACUGUAAAUAUUUAGUCUUGUAUUUUGUCACUCUGAAUGGCACACAAACACAAUCCAUGUCUAAAUUGUCUUGAAGCUUAAGAAUCCUUAUUUAACCCUUGUCUCUUCCCCUUCAUCUACACUGAUUUAAAGGGAAUUUAACAAGUGACAUCAAUAAGGGACCUUUUCACCUGGGUCAUGGGGAAAAAGCAGGUGUUCCUAAUGUUUUGUUAACUCAGUGUAGUGCACUACUUUUGACGAGGGGGAAGGUAGUGCACUAUAAAUGGAAUAGGGUGCUAUUUGGGAUACUGCGGGCCUCAGUCAUCAGGAAGGAACAUGCACUUUGCCCGGAACAAGAACCAUCGUCAGUAGAACACGUUGAAACACAAAGGGUUCUGGGUCAACAGAAUGUCCUUGUCUGCCGAACCCUUCGUUCUGGUCUCUGUCUCUCUGGUCUCGCUCUCUCGUUCUCUCUCUCUCUCUCUAAAUUAAAAAUAAUUAUUUAUAACCUCAA